UAAAAAAUUUCAACACCGCAUACUUUAGAUAUACUAGAUAACAGAUAAAAGCGUACAUUUUUGCCGUUAAAACGUUUUAAAUGCGUAUUCAGUUGUAUAUUCGUUUUUGUAUAUUAUCUUGUAUCCCCUCCGUUUUGUAUAUAAAAUCGAUGUACGCUCGCGUAGUGUCUUCACAAUAACCUCACCCGAUUGGAGGAGCGUUUCGCUUAAAGUUCAAGUUGAACGGUGUUUAUAUAUUGAAAAAUCGAUUUUGUACGUUUCAGUUAUAAAAAAGUAAUAAAUAGUAAAAAAAUCGGACCAAAUUCGGGGUUAUGUGAUCUUUUUGAGGCCCUCCAAUUCGUUAAUAUCAAAAAUACCACGCAAACCUGUUAAACUCGGUAAAAAAUCAGCAUGUAUGUGUCUUACACGGAGAUAAUCUUCGCGUUUUCAAUCCUUUUGUUACCAUUUUUGUAUGAAACAAGUCAAGCUUUUCGUUAUUAUCUUAAAUUUGUUACCUACGUCGUCGUCGUUUCAUUUAUCGCCCUCAUCUUAACCCCGGUAUUUAUCUUCAGAAUCAAAAAUGUGAGAAAUUUAGUAAUUGCUUCAUAUUUAUGCAGACAUGUCUCAACAUUAAUCGGUUUAAAAUGGAUAUUGAGAGGUCGAAAACAUUUGGAGAAAGAUGCUUCAUAUAUAAUCGUGUCCAACCAUCAAAGUGCUCUGGAUGUUUUAGGAAUGUUUGAUUUAUGGCCAGUUAUGGAUAAGUGUACGGUGGUUGCAAAAAAGGAAAUUUUAUAUGCUUGGCCAUUCGGUUUGGCCGCAUGGUUGUGUGGUUUAAUUUUUAUUGAUAGAAUGAACUCGGAAAAAGCAAGAACAACAAUGAAAGAAGCAGCCGAAUGGAUUAAAAGUAAAAACACUAAAUUAUGGGUGUUUCCUGAAGGAACGCGUCACAACACCGGCGAACUUCACCCGUUCAAAAAAGGAGCCUUUCAUUUAGCAAUUUCCGCCCAAAUACCAAUUUUACCUGUCGUUUACAGCCAGUAUUAUUUUUUAGAUGACGCCAAUCGACGUUUUGACCAUGGUAAAUAAUUUUUUAAAGCAUUUGUAUGAUA
Messenger RNA from Onthophagus taurus, 1088 nucleotides. NCBI's taxonomy places the organism in Eukaryota, Metazoa, Arthropoda, Insecta, Coleoptera, Scarabaeidae. The record is from RefSeq and is a predicted model, not a curated record.